AUGAGCCGCUGGCUGUGCGUCCUGGGCCUGCACCUGCACCUGCUGCUGCUGCUGCCUGCGGCCGGGGCCUGCCCGGCCCGCUGCGAGUGCAGCGCCCCGACGCGCGCGGUGGCCUGCGAGCUCAGCCGCAACCGCCUCCGCUGUCUCAACCCGGGCGACCUGGCCGCCCUGCCGUGGCUGGAGGAGCUGGACCUGAGCGACAACGUGAUCGCGCACCUGGAGCCCGGCGCCUUCGCCGCCCUGUCCCGCUUGCGCGUGCUGCGCCUCCGCGGCAACCAGCUCAAGCUCAUCCCGCCGGGGGUCUUCGGGCGCCUGGACAACCUCACGCUGCUGGACCUGAGCGAGAACAGGCUGGUCGUCCUCCUGGACGACACCUUCCAAGACCUGCGCAGCCUGCGCCGGCUCGAGGUGGGCGACAACGACCUGGUGUUCAUCGCGCGCCGGGCCUUCGCGGGGCUGCUGGCCCUGGAGGAGCUGACCCUGGAGCGCUGCAACCUCACGGCGCUGUCCGGGGAGUCUCUCGGCCACCUGCGGGGCCUGGGCGCCCUGCGGCUGCGACACCUGCCCGUCGCUGCCCUGGAGGACCAGAACUUCGAGAAGCUCCCGGGGCUGCUGCACCUGGAGAUCGACCACUGGCCGCUGCUGGAGGAGGUGGCCGCGGGCAGCCUGCAGGGCCUCAACCUGACGUCGCUGUCCGUCACCCACACCAACAUCACCGCCGUGCCGGCUGCCGCGCUGCGACACCAGGCGCACCUGGCCUGCCUCGACCUGUCGCACAACCCCAUCAGCGCGGUGCCGCGCGGGUCCUUCCGGGGCCUGGUCCGCCUGCGCGAGCUGCACCUGGCCGGGGCCCUGCUGGCCGUGGUGGAGCCGCAGGCCUUCGCGGGGCUGCGCCAGCUCCGGCUGCUCAACCUGUCCAGCAACCUGCUGUCCACGCUGGAGGAGAACGCCUUCCAGUCGGUGCACACGCUGGAGACGCUGCGCCUGGACGGGAACCCGCUGGCCUGCGACUGUCGCCUGCUCUGGGUCGCGCAGCGCCGCAAGACGCUCAACUUCGACGGGCGGCUGCCGGCCUGCCCCAGCAACGACACCUACUUCGCCACGCUGACCGUGCGGCCCGAGCCGGCCACCAACCGGACCCCGGGCGACGGCCGCAACGUCACGCAGGCGGCCGCGCGCUCCCCGCUGGACCUCACCGCCGUCCUGGUGUCCACGGCCAUGGGCUGCAUCACCUUCCUCGGCGUCGUCCUCUUCUGCUUCCUGCUGCUGUUCCUGUGGAGCCGCGGCCGAGGCCAGCACAAGAACAACUUCUCCGUCGAGUACUCCUUCCGCAAGGCAGACGGGCCGGUGGCCGCGGCCGGCCAGGGCGGCGCGCGCAAGUUCAACAUGAAGAUGAUCUGACGGUCCCAGAGGCCCCGGGCCCGCCCAGGAUCUCCACCUGUGCACCCUCCAGACGCGCAGAAGGUCCCCUUCUUUGUAGACCCCCAACCCCUGGACUGUUUUUCAUGAGGACGCAUUUUUUUUUUUUUUUUUUUGCAGUUUCUCAAGCGUUUUCUAGAGAUUUCCACCCAUCUUCCUGCCCCUGCUGUGGUGGCCGAGGUAGGGGUGCGGGUCGGGUGGAGGGAUGGGUGAGCAGUCGAGGCUCCCUUCCAGCAACCUAGGAUGCUGGGGGUCUCGGAGACCCCAGGGUCCUCACGGCCCACAGUUCACACCCAGGAGGUCCACGCCGCUGCCGCACACACACAACUCACACGCGGGAGAGACCGUCUACACCCAGACCCCUCGAAGAGCACCCCAGCCCCAAGGGGAGAUGCACAGAGAGUCUGUCCUGUUCACACUCGGACGUCCCAUGCCUCACACCUGGGACACACCCAGGACACACUCACACCUGGAAUAUGCAUUAGCUCUCAACAGGGACACACAGGGCACCCCCAGCUGACACUAAAACCAGGCUCUGGCUCUAGAGCGAACCACAGCAUUGUGCAGAGCUCUCGUGAGAGCACAACUCACACCCAGGAC
This is a messenger RNA of Galeopterus variegatus (Sunda flying lemur), 2019 nucleotides long. It is a transcript of the gene LINGO3, whose product is annotated as leucine rich repeat and Ig domain containing 3. Gene Ontology annotation, cellular component: extracellular matrix. Gene Ontology annotation, molecular function: protein binding. The record is from RefSeq and is a predicted model, not a curated record. NCBI's taxonomy places the organism in Eukaryota, Metazoa, Chordata, Mammalia, Dermoptera, Cynocephalidae.